AUGGAGAACACAAAAUGGGGGUUCCAACUUGCCCUUGAGGUCACUAUCUUUAUCGUGGGACUUACAGGAAAUAUCUUUGUACUGAUUAUAGUUCACAAGAGAAACGCCAGGACGACAAUUCAUGGAACAUUUGUUACAAGUCUGGCCAUUGCAGAUCUAGUUUUGCUGUGUUUUGAUUCGCCUGUAGCCAUUUUACGUCGUUUUGGUCACAAGGCUGAUGUAUUUAACUGCAGAAUACAUUUGACUGUUGUUACAACCGGGUAUAAUGCAGGGCUUUUCACUAUCACAUCCAUGGCGAUUCAUCGGUGCCAUAUUGUUACAAAGCCGUGGAGACAAAAGCUUAAACGAAGAGCUGCAAAGAUAUGGGUGUCACUCGUGUGGCUAGCUGCUUUUAUUUUGGUUAUUCCACUUAUCAUCGUCAAUAAAAUAACAGAAAAUGGAAACUGUGAAGAUUGGCCUUCCCUUGCUCAUCGCCAGGCAUACACCGUCUCACUCCUCACAGCACAGUAUAUCUUACCGCUGCUGAUUACAGCAAUUUGCUACUUACGAAUAUGGCUUUUUAUGAGAAAUCGACUGGUGUUGGCGAGAAACAGCAAUUUAUUUACUAACAGAAAAAUCCCUGGAGAAGACAGUACAAGAGAGAGUGUGAUAAUACUGAAAACCGUAGCGGCUAUUGUGUUGACGUUCUCGGUAUUGUUAUUACCAAAUCAAGUCGCUUGGAUGCUGUUUGAUUUCAGAAAUGUUUCCUAUGAGGAGCUCUGGUUUGUUGCAGAUAUAUUUACAAGGCUCCAUAGCUGUACAAACCCAGUUGUUUAUGGAGUCAUGAACCCACAGUAUCGUCGUAAUUACAUCGCAUUUCUUUCGCGCAUGUUGUGUUGUCGUCGAUUCCGACGUGUUGCACAGGCACCCCCAAAUAGGACAAUGGGUGACCAAGCCGUUCCACAAGCUGCAUGUAUUGAGCAAAACAUAUCACAGAACCACCAGGCUGACAGUGGCGGUAACAUAGAGCUUCCAUUAACUAUUCAAUAUUAGUGGUUGGGUCAGUGGUUGAUGUGACAACUGUCUCCGCUUUUCGAAGAGUUUUCAAACAGAAUCUACCGCAUUCACCUCCACACAUUAACAAAAGAGCUUUAAGUACUUGGUUGGAAGGACACCAAGAAUCAAAGCCUGAAAUUGACAUAAUGAGCG
Molecule: messenger RNA, 1188 nt
Organism: Pocillopora verrucosa
Lineage: Eukaryota; Metazoa; Cnidaria; Anthozoa; Scleractinia; Pocilloporidae
Product: neuropeptide FF receptor 1-like
Biological process (GO): cellular response to hormone stimulus; G protein-coupled receptor signaling pathway
Cellular component (GO): plasma membrane
Molecular function (GO): G protein-coupled receptor activity; peptide binding
Source: RefSeq, a predicted model, not a curated record